Anopheles maculipalpis is the source of this 3891-nucleotide messenger RNA. RefSeq names its product trithorax group protein osa (gene Tdrd3). NCBI's taxonomy places the organism in Eukaryota, Metazoa, Arthropoda, Insecta, Diptera, Culicidae. The transcript has 5 exons. Gene Ontology annotation, biological process: mRNA processing. Gene Ontology annotation, molecular function: RNA binding; protein binding. The record is from RefSeq and is a predicted model, not a curated record. Bases 55 to 3891 code for a protein of 1278 amino acids. Gene Ontology annotation, cellular component: cytoplasm; nucleus.
CUUGCUGCUCGGAGACGGUACAGAGAUUGAUCGCACUAGCCAGUGGCGUGCAGAAUGGGCCUGCUAGAACAGUUGCAGGAACAAGGCUGGUACAUCACGCAACCCGGCUUAGACAAGCUGCUGGAAGGUGAAAAAAAUGGAACCACCACGAACGUCGACGUGAAGCAAGUUGUGAAAUUGGCCUUGAAUGUCGAUUUAAGGGAGUAUGGUGCCGGUGCUCUUAGCAGCUUAGCAUCGCGCGGUGCAAAAUCGGACACCUUCGAUGGGCCCAGCGUGGUGCAGCUGGUAAAGCUGCGCAAUCUUGGCGCACCGAAGGUAAACGAAGAGUCGAAAGUUGCACCCCGCCUACUAAAGCUUACCAUUACCGACGGUCAAACGCAGUACGUUGCGCUGGAACAUGAGCACAUACCGUCGCUCAGCUUAAACACACCGCCGGGCACGAAGAUACUGCUGAAAAACGGUCCAAUCCGUAUCGUACAGGGUGUGAUGAUGCUGAGCGACAAGAACGUACAGGUGCUGGGUGGACAUGUUACCGCACUGGUAGAAAAAUGGGAACUAAGCCGCACCAUGGCCAAGUACGCGAAGGGUGGCCGGUUGCAAUUUAGCGCGUCCGGCCCACCGCCAUGGAUUCCUUUCGGUCAAAAAAUCCAACAACCGGUUGCGAACAGCGGCGACAAGGACUUUAAAAGCCUGCAACCGAAAGAGAAGGAAGAAUCGACUGAAAACACGGCCUUCAAUGCGCUGCGAAAUGAUGCGAUUGCGGAAGCGACCAAGCUCGGAACGAAGAAAACGUUCGGUGGCGGUGCGAAGCAGAUGGUCGAUGCGAACGUGCAGAAAAUCAUGGACAAAGGUUUCACCGAGGAGCAGGCGACCCACGCACUGAAGCUGACACGCAACAAUGUCCACCGGGCGUUGAGCAAUCUGCAGCGAAUAGAGGACCGCAAACAGGCACAGGCUGAGGGAGGGGUCGGUGGUGGAAAGCUGGAAGGGGGAGGAAAAUCGGGUGGCAAACGGGGUGGUUUCGGCAAGCGAGAUGAGGAUGAUGAACUGCUGCAAUCGAAACCUUCCGGCAAGGUGUCGUUGUUUGAUUAUUUUGGCGAUAUACUGGCGGAUACGGAACCAGCAGUAUCAUCGGGGUCCGGCGGCACCGGAGCUGGUGGUGGUAAGAAAACGAGCAAAGAAUCAACACCGGUUGAAAAGGAACAGAACCGAGCGCGAAGCGAUAGUACAGGCCGCCAGACGGGCAACAAUCGGCACCAUCCGCCAUCGAAGAAUCCACCAUCCGGUGGAACGAACCGUUCCCACGGUGAUAGCGGAACUGGCAACCACAGCUCCGGUACCGGAAUGGUUAAUGGUAGCAGUUCUAAAAAUUACAACCAACAACGGUUUGAGAAUAAUAUUUCAAGCAGUUUUGCUAAUCGCAACACAACCACCACCUCCUCUUCUGGGCGAGGAGGUGAGCGGGGCCGGGGUGAGCAGCACGGAGGCCAUGGACAAUAUUCGAAUCAAUCGCGAGAUCAGCAGCAACAGCAACAGUCGGGCUACAAACAGUCGGAUUAUUACGGUUCGUCGAACAACAGCCGUUACCGAGGUUCAAACACGAAUGAAAACCAUUCCACCAAUUCGUCCAACAAUCCAUCCACUGGCCCAUCCGGUGCACGGGGUGGAAAUUCUCGUGGUGGAGGUGAUUCGAAAUACCACCAGCAGCAGCAAAGCUCCUCCGGUUACAACCAUAACUCGCAACAGCAGCGCCAAGACGGUUACAACAACAACAGCAGCAACAGUAACGCUACUGGCGGCGCCAAAUACAACGGCAAAGGUCAGUCUAACAAUAAUGCUUCCGGUGGGUAUGGUAACAGUUACGGUUCCGAAGGACGAAACCAGCAACCAUCGGCUCAGUACGGUACAGGGCCGCACGAGAGUCGCCAAACGGGUGGUAAAUCCGGUUCUGGUGCGCCAAGCGCAUCCACAUCCCAGCAGCAGCCACAACAACAAUCAUCCUACGGAAAUGCAUCCAAGCAGUCCGGCUACCACAAUCAGCACCAGGGCACUGGCUCAUCGUAUAACAACAAUGCGGCGAACGGUAACCAACAAUACAAUCAGCAGGCCAGUAGUGGCGGCAGCCAUGGCAACAAUUACGGUAGCGGUGGUAACAAUGGAACCAAGAACUCCAAUAAAGGUGGCCGCUAUGGAGGAAAAGAUGAAUCUCAUAAAUAUGCCGGAGGUAAUGCGCCGCAGAGCACCACCACCACCGCCACUUCCACCAGCAACAGUUCCCAGCAAUCGAAAAAAGGACCCUCAAAAGGACAUCACGGAUCACAGCAGCCGCAUUCGAAUGCAGCACAAAACAACAACCCAUCCGAUCAGCAUUCAUCCUACGGUUCAUCUGGUAAACCAGUAGCUCCGAACACAAAUGCAAACAGCAAAGUGAACCAAGUUACGGACCAGAUGGGAAACAUGCAAAUUUCGGACAGCAAGUCGUCGGGAUAUAAUGCCACGAACAGUAAUAACCAUACGUCCCAUGCGCCAGUCCCAUCCGUUUCCUCAUCCUCUACGGCUAACAAAGCCGGUUCGAUGAAGUCAACAAACACAAACAAUCACUCCUCUUCGGUUGUGCAACAGCAACCACAACAUACACAACAGGUAGCCUCCCCACCAGGAGUAGUAUCGCUUCCAACAGCAAUGCCGAAUGCCAGUGCAGGACCGGGCGCAGGACCAUCGCCGGGCGCUCCGGUAACGCCAUCGCCGGGCGUCAGUGUUGGAGGUCCACCGAACGUACCGAAAAGCUUUAUCCAGCUUCCGAACGGAUACAACUACAAUCCCUACCAAAUCAUGGGUUUCCAGAACAAGCAAACGAACGAGUUUGCGUUAAAUGUGCUUAAAAGCCAGCAACAGUUUGAUCCGAUGCAGCAACCACCACACCUAGGUACGCCUGGUCCGGUGCCGGCUACUGUUUCGCCGGUUGGACCUAAUGUUAUGCCGCUGCCGGGUCCGAAUGUAGCACCGUCCGGUGUGCUGGCCCAAGCGCCACCUCCACCUGCCGCCAUAAUUGCCACCGCACCGACACCAGGAUCAGUGCCGGGUCACGGUACACUUGUUCCGCCCGGUAUGCCCAUGGCAGCGGCACCGAUGGCACCGCAGGCUGCUGGCAUGGCUGGGGUGUAUCCUAACUGGAAGAUUGGUGAUCGAUGCUUGGCUAAGUAUUGGGAAGAUGGAAAUUUUUAUACGGCAGAAAUUACUGACACUUCGAAAAACACGUUCGUUGUGCAUUUUCUCGAAUACGGCAACUACGAGGAGGUGUUAAAAACGGACUGCAUCCCCAUUACGCAGGCAGCCACCCCGGCGGCAGCACCCGCCCCGAUGGCUCUAGGUUUUCAUCCCGCUCCCGCCACACCUCACAUGCCACCGCCCCAUCCGGCAGCGGCCGCACCCGUUCCGUUUGCUCCCCAUCCGGGUGCGCCGCAUCCGCAUCUUCCGCACCAACAUCACCACGGACACGUACCCCAUCAUCCAAUGGCGGCCCCCCCGGGCCCGUACCAGGCUCCUCCGAUGCAGGACGUUACCCACGGCAACCAACACACACACUAUGCACCGUUCAAACCGGGUCCAAUGCCACCGGUACCGGCACCAAUGCCAACACCACCGGGCCAGGGUCAACUGCCGCCGGCGAUGAACCAGUAUCAGCCAGCCCAACAUCACCUGCAUCAGCCACAGCAGCAGCAUCAUCUCUCCCAGCAGCAGCAGCAGCAGCAACAACAGCAGCAGGGUGGACACAUGCCACAACACCACCAUCAGUCACAGAUGCAGCCACAACACGGCGGUCAACAGCGACCCGGUGGGAAAUUUCGUGAACAACGACCCAUGUACGUUCCGCCGGCGCAACGUAAAUAG